This is a messenger RNA of Drosophila albomicans, 1330 nucleotides long. RefSeq lists its product as uncharacterized. The transcript is spliced from 2 exons. The record is from RefSeq and is a predicted model, not a curated record. NCBI's taxonomy places the organism in Eukaryota, Metazoa, Arthropoda, Insecta, Diptera, Drosophilidae. Bases 109 to 498 code for a protein of 129 amino acids.
UAAUUACUAGACAAGAUACUUUUCAUUCGCUUUGUGUGGUGCGCCUGCGUCUUGCGUUUGUUCUAGUUUUUUUUCGAGUACUUGUUACUUUUAAUCACUGCAUUUAACAUGUUGCGCCAAUGUAAUUCGUACGUGCUGUGCACACUGCUUGUUAUUGCCUUGAGUUGUCUAAUUUCUACGACGCAUGGUUAUCGUUAUGGCUAUAAUAGGCAGCCAACAACUACAACAUCGACGAUAGCGCCACCCCAGACGCCCAAGGAGUAUUUGGAUAGCAAAUCGAGUUUUUCGACAUUUGGCAUUAUUGCCAUCAUCUUUACGAUUAUUGUGCUCUCAUUGGUGUUCUACUAUGGCAUUAUGUGUUAUCCGUUUUUGUGUCGCGACGAAAAGAAAUAUCGUUUCAUGGACGUGUCGUCAACAAUUACAUCGGCAACGUCGCGAUCCAUUCAAUCGAUUGAGAAUUAUCCGGUGGAUCAAAAGCAUCAUCAUCAACUUGCCUGAGUAAUUGCUUCACUCACUCACACAGACGCAUACAUAACUUGAGUACUUAAAGGAUAAACAUCGCUAGGAUUAAUAUAUCAACAUACACACACAUACGUACACAUACAUAUAUAUUGUAAGUGUAUAAGUAGCAAUAACCAGUUCAGCUUUUGUCUGCAAAUUGGUAUUUUAUUCAUAUUAAGUCUUUUAGUUAUUCGCUUAUUUACAUUUUGCUUUUUCUUCAUAUUUUUACUGAGGCAAACUCCAUUUUUAAGCGUUCUCUUUUUCUUUCUUUCUUCUUCGGACUGCGCAUGCGUACAUGAGUCAAUAUGCACACACACAACGACGCGUCGUUGCUUACCUUCGUGUAGGUGUGUAUACGUGUAGUGUAAAUGUGUAUUGGUGUGUGUACAUUCAACAUGUGCUGAGAUCUUCUGAAGUUUUUGUUGUUCUCAAUAAACGCAGGUAGUUUUCAUUUUUAAACGUUUCUAUCGAAUUUGAGAUUUUGAUUUUAGCCACAGAAAUUCCUUCUCUCGUUUUCCAAGCAUUAUUUGCUCAAUGGUUGUUUUUAUGCCAACAUCAUGUACUUAAUUUAUUCGAUAUCGAUGCGCAAAUCUCGCCGUACCAUAUACAAUAUAUAUAUUUUUAUAUAAAUUUUACAUUUAUCUGUAGUGUAAGCUUCCCUAUUCGAAUUUACAAUGCUACUUCGGCACACCGAAGAUUGAAUAUCCUGACUUUAUUAUUCAAAUAAAAAUGCCAUUUUAUACUUUAUACAAUUUUAUAUAAAUGCAAUGCAAGAUUAAUUGCAUAAGACUGAACUGCUUCAAAUUGAAUAUUAUAAUAUAUUAUUAUU